AUGAACUUUGAAGACGUGGCCAUUGUCUUCUCUGAGGAGGAGUGGGGGCUCCUUGAUGAGGCUCAGAGACUUCUCUACUGCAAUGUGAUGCUGGAAGUGUUUGAACUUGUCUCAUCUGCAGGUUGUUGCCAUAAAACAGAUGAUGAGGAGGCCUUUCCUGAGCAGAGUGUAUCUGUACAAGGACAGUCACAGGUCACGGUGUGUAAGACAGAGCCAGGAACCCAGAGGACCCAUGUGUGUAAGCGGUGUUUCUCUGUGUUCAAAGACAUUCUGCACCUGACUGAGUCUCAGGCAGCAUACCUUGAACAGAAAGCCUUCUUCAAUGACACACGUGUGAGAGACUUCUGUUUCAGUGCAAACCCUCGCCAGCAACAGAGGGGAGCCAGUGGAGGGAAGCUUUGGAAAGAAGCUGUGGACAGGGCCUCAUUUGUGACCAGGUGCAGCUUCUACUUAUCAGGGCUGCCUUCAUCUAGUAGGGAGGGUGGGGAAGACUUGACAGCCAUCUCAGAGCUUCUCCAGCCCCAGGCCCCUCUGGACACUGAAGAGCCACACAGUGGCAGUGAGAUUUCCCAGAAACUUCUCAGUGCAACAGGUUAUAACCAGUGGGGUCCAUUUGAAAAUGCUGCCAGCCACAACCAGAAAGUUGUUCUACAGAGUGUCUGCAAGGGAGAAGUGAAUUAUGCAUGGAACAAAUCUGGAAAAAUUUUUAGAGGAAUCUCUAGCCUCACUCAACAUAGGAAAGUUCACACUGGAGAAAAGCCAUAUGAGUGUAGUGACUGUGGGAAGGCCUUCAGAUAUAAGACUAAUCUCAAUCAACACCACAGACUUCACACUGGAGAAAAGCCCCAUGUGUGUAGUGACUGUGGGAAGUCAUUCAGGCAUUUCUCUGUUCUUUAUCAGCACCAGAGAGUUCACACUGGGGAAAAGCCGUAUGAGUGUACCUAUUGUGGCAAGACUUUCAGGCAUAGCUCCAACCUCACGGUACACCAAAGAGUUCACACUGGAGAAAAACCGUAUGAGUGUGGUGAAUGUGGAAAAUCAUUCAGGCAUAUCUCUGUUCUUAAUCAGCACCAGAGAGUUCACACUGGGGAAAAGCCAUAUGAGUGUGCUGAUUGUGGCAAGACUUUCAGUCUUAGGUACAAACUCACUGAACACCAGAGAGUCCACACUGGAGAAAAACCUUAUGAGUGCAGUGAAUGUAGGCAGUCAUUUAGACAAAGGUGUACGCUUACUAAGCACCAGAGAGUUCACACUGGAGAAAAACCUUAUGAGUGCAGUGAAUGUAGGCAGUCCUUUAGAGGAAGGUGUACCCUCACUGAACACCAGAGAAUUCACACUGGAGAAAAACCUUAUAAGUGCAGUGAUUGUGGGAAAUCUUUUAGAUGCCAUGGUCACCUUUUUAAACACAGGAGAAGUCACAGUGGAGAAAAACCUUAUCAGUGUAGUGAAUGUGGGAAGUCCUUCAGAGAAAGGGGUAUCCUUAAUACGCACCAGAGAGUUCACACUGGAGAAAAACCUUAUGAGUGCAGUGAAUGUGGGAAAUCCUUUAGAAGAAGGAGUAACCUCAGCGAACACAGGAUAGUUCACACUGAAGAAAAACCGUAUGAGUGUAGUGAAUGUGGGCAGUCAUUCAGACGAAGGCGUACCCUCACUGAACACCAAAGAAUUCACACUGGAGAAAAACCAUAUGAAUGCAGUGAAUGUGGGAAAUCUUUUAGAUGCUAUAGUCAGCUUUUUAAGCACAAGAGAGUUCACACAGGA
Messenger RNA from Myotis lucifugus (little brown bat), 1761 nucleotides. Its product is annotated as zinc finger protein 883-like. Gene Ontology annotation, biological process: regulation of DNA-templated transcription. Lineage: Eukaryota; Metazoa; Chordata; Mammalia; Chiroptera; Vespertilionidae. The annotation marks the transcript as partial. The transcript has 3 exons. The record is from RefSeq and is a predicted model, not a curated record.